Messenger RNA from Wasmannia auropunctata (little fire ant), 4094 nucleotides. It is a transcript of the gene AGO3, whose product is annotated as protein argonaute-3. Gene Ontology annotation, molecular function: piRNA binding; protein binding. NCBI's taxonomy places the organism in Eukaryota, Metazoa, Arthropoda, Insecta, Hymenoptera, Formicidae. Gene Ontology annotation, cellular component: P granule. Gene Ontology annotation, biological process: regulatory ncRNA-mediated gene silencing. The record is from RefSeq and is a predicted model, not a curated record. The coding region runs from base 225 to 2987 and encodes 920 amino acids. The transcript is spliced from 12 exons.
CCGGCGCCACUUCUUUCUCACAUCGCGCUCAUCACGGACGGUACUCGAAGCGAGGCGCGAGCCCCGGGUCGAGUGCGUUUCGACGGGUUUUUGAUACCGAUUGUGGCGGAAGAACGUGGAGGAGAGGACGUGGAAUCCUCGGGAGGAAAAGAUCUGUGAGCGCCUAAAGUGAUCUCGGAGUGUCAGGCGGUGUAAACCAGGCGGAGAAUAACAUCCUCUCCAAAAUGGAUCCUAAUAAGAAAUCUAACGGGAAAGGACGCGGUUCUCUCCUGUUGGAGAUGAUGAAGAAAGCACAAACGGAACGUUCCCAAGGGAUGUCCCAUUCUCUAGAAACACCUAGCGUUUCAUCUGAUCAAACAUCAAGAUCAUCUGAGGGACUGAGGGAUUUAACUCAAAGCACAUCUGGUGGCUCAAGCGCUGGUGGAGGUCGCGGACGCGCGCAAUUAGUUUCUUUACUAAAAUCAAUGAGUAGCAGUGACUCGGAUUCCAGAGAUUCCUCAGCAGCUGGAGCCGUAGGUCACGGUCGAGGUUCUCUCCCAAGUUUGAUAAAGAGACUUGGCCAACCGAGUACAUCUGCGAGAGAAGAAAGUGUUGAAAAGGACAUUUCUGCGGGAGUUUUAGGAAAAUUAGCUGACAUUUCUGUAUAUGAUAAUCCACCGCCCACCUCCGAAGAACUGCAGUCUUCUGAAGAUAUUGCGCCGAUAUGUCGACAAGGCAAAAGUGGAGAAAGGGUAGAAGCGUUCUCCAAUUACAUAGAUCUGACAAUAGAAUCUGGAAGAGGUCUAUAUCAAUAUGAAGUUAAAUUUUCGCCAGAUAUAGAUUCAAGAGGUUUACGUAACAAAUUACUUAAUCAACAUUCGGCUAUUAUAGGAACAAGAACAUUUGAUGGGAUGAUGCUUUAUUUGCCAAUAAAAUUGCCACAAGAUAUUUCUCACUUUCAAUCGGAACAUCCAAUGGAUGGUACACAAAUAACUCUUACGAUCAUUUUCAAAAAAAAACAAUCGAUGGGUGAAAAUGUUCAAUUUUUCAAUAUUUUGUUCAAACGUGUUCUGCGCGCGCUUGGUUUAGUUCCCAUUGGUCGACAAAAUUUUAAUCCAAAAUGCGCGCACCCCUUUCCUCAGUAUAAAUUGGAAAUGUGGCCUGGUUACGUAACUGCUAUAAAUGAAUACGAGGGUGGUUUAAAAUUGUGUUUGGAUGCUAAACAUCGUGCGAUGCGGACGGAAACUAUACGAGAUUUAAUAAGAGAGAUUUAUCACAAAUCCCGAGGCAAUUACAAAGAGGCGGUAGUAAACGAAAUCGUCGGUACAAGUGUAUUAACGCGAUAUAAUAAUCAGACAUAUCGCAUAGAUGACAUCGAUUGGGAUAAAACACCAAAAUAUAUGUUCUCUAGAGGCGGCCAACCAACAUCUUUGGUCGAUUAUUACAAGUCACAUUGGAAUAUUGAGAUUAGUGAUCUGCAGCAACCGCUUUUAGUGCAUCGUGCUACAGUUAGAACACCAUCUGGCGAGAAGGAGGAAAGAGUAAUUCUUUUGGUGCCAGAAUUGAGCUAUGCUGCAGGUCUCACUGACAGUAUACGCAAUAAUCAUACUAUGAUGAGAGAUUUGAGUGAAGUUACGAAAAUGUCGCCUGAACAACGUCGAGAGACAAUCAGGCGAUUUAUAGAGGAAGUGGAGAAAACUAAAGUCACUCGGGAAUUACUAUCCGCAUGGGGUUUGCGUUUGAACAAGGAUCUAGUUCGAUUUACCGCAAGACGUCUCGAACCUGAACAGAUAAAGUUUGGGAACAACAGAACAUAUCUUUCGAGAGAUAGACCUGCAGAUUGGAGCGGUGCUGCAGUAAGAAAUCCUGUGUUACGCACUCCUCAUUUGAACAGGUGGUAUAUUUUUCACUCUCCGAAUGACCAACGUUAUGUAAACGAUUUUGUAAAGUGUUUGGCAAACGUUGCAAAUGCGAUCCAUAUGCAAAUUCAAAAACCAGAACAGAUAUGUUUAAAGGAUGACAGAACCGAGACUUAUCUGCGAGAAAUUCAAAAAGCUAUCAACAAUGAGCCCGAAUUAGUAGUUGUUGUAUUUCCGACCAAUCGCACUGAUCGUUAUUCUGCAGUAAAAAAACUGUGCUGUGUACAGAAAGCUAUACCAUCACAAGUCAUCAUUGGGAAAACAAUUUCUAAGGCUAAUAAGUUGAAGAGUGUCACAGAAAAAAUAGCACUUCAAAUGAAUUGCAAACUAGGAGGAGCAUUGUGGACUGUCGCGAUGCCAUUACAAAACAGCAUGAUAUGUGGAAUAGACGUUUAUCACGCCGGUGUAGGAGGAGGCUCAAAAAAGAGCGUUGCAGGAUUUAUUGCCAGUUUAGAUAAUCAAUUGACCAAAUGGCACAGUAGAAUUUGUAUGCAGGCCUCAAAGCAAGAGUUGGUUGACAUGCUGCAAGUGUGCCUUACUUCAGCAAUUAAUGCAUAUCACAAGCAUAAUGGAUGUAAUCCAGAGCGCAUAAUUAUAUAUCGCGAUGGAGUCGGCGACGGAGAUUUGGAUUAUGUCGAAAAAUAUGAGGUGAAGCAACUUUUGUCGACGUUCGGUCGCAUUGCGCCAAAUUAUAAGCCGAAACUAAGUGUGAUCAUCGUUCAGAAACGUAUCAAUACGCGGGUAUUCGUCAGAGGACCGAAGGAUAGUUUGAUCAAUCCUGACCCAGGAACCGUUGUUGAUUCUUGCGUAACCAGGCGAAAUUAUUACGACUUCUUCCUCGUGCCGCAAAAUGUACGACAGGGCACAGUAACUCCGACUCACUACAUCGUUAUUCACGAUUCGUCCAACAUGGAAACGGACCACAUGCAACGACUCACGUAUAAACUUUGUCACUUGUACUACAAUUGGCCCGGUACGAUCCGUGUACCAGCUCCUUGUCAAUACGCACACAAACUUGUGUACCUGGUUGGACAAAAUCUCAUGGCUGAGCCACACCAAGCCCUUUCAAACAUUUUAUUCUAUUUGUAACUUCUUCAUCAUUCGUUAUUACUUUGUCUUUCUCUUUUUUUAUUCUUUUUUUUUCUUCGUGCAAAUGACAUGCAAAUAUCGUUAAGAAAACGUUGAAAGAACUAAAUAUGACCAAGUAUAAUUGAUAUGAUUUGAUUGUAUUUUUGCAGAAUUCGAUCGCCAAAUUAUCGAUCAUGAAUGACAUUCGUAUGAAAGUAUGUAUCGUAGUUAAAAUAGCCAAAGAUUAUGUAGAGAAAGAUAAGAGAUUACUACCAAGUAUACUGUGAUAUACAAAGCACUUGGAAUGCGUCUCUUAUAUACGUACUUUUUUUAUGUUAUACAGUUGACGCUUGCAUUUGUAUUAACCUGGAAAGUAAUGGUUACUGUAGCACUCGGGAAAAUACCAAUGCAAGUUUGUUAUUUUUAAACAGAAUCUUGUUAACUGUACAUACAACUCAGGUCUUUUUUUUUGUUGCCAAUGCUUUAACAACUGUGCUUUAAAUACUUGAAAAUAUUUAGAUUUUUUUGUAUUACUUAUAACAAUAUAAUUUACGUAGCGUUAAGAAGAGAAUUAAAAGACUUCUCGCUUUUCUUAUUUUCGUAGUCUAAUCAAAAUUAUUAUUAACCGAUAAUAUUGCAAAAUGAAAAUUGUGCAAAAGGAUAGCCUAUACCUACAAAAAAUAUAUUUUCCGUUAUUUCUUUUAUUUUCAGGCAAUAAAACGUAUAUGAUUUUAUAACAAACUAAUUUUAUUUUAUAAUCAAAAUAAAUGUCAUGUUUUAAUUAAUUUCCAAGCUUUAUGUUUGCACAGUUGAAUAUAUUUCAUUGUAAGAGAAACCUAACAGCUGUUAUGUAUUUUUUAUACAGAGAUCUUGUAUUGUUUAUUGCAAAAAAUGUGAUAUUUUUGAUAUGGUGAAAAUGGCUUUUAGUGUCAUUCAUUUUCAUAUUUUAUUUCGUCACAUGCAAUAUUAUAAUUAUUUCAUUUUCUUGAAGAUGGUUGUUUGCGCACAUUAGGCUAUUACAAAUAAUUUUAAUGAUUAUCUAUCAACUAGGUAAUAGGGUAUAAUUAUAUUCUGAAUGUAUAUUUCUUAGAAAAAUAAUGUAGAAUAAUCUAACAUUUUUCUACGAAA